CGGCUGUUUCUAGGAGGCGGAAUGUGGCGAGAAGAGUGGACUUCCGGCAGCUGAGCCUGAGGCGAGAGUCAAGCGAAUGGGGGAUUCCAGGGAAGCGGGGGGUGAGGCGGGCGCCGGGGCUUCGCCCUCGCCGCUGAAAGGAGAGCCAGAGGAGCCCAAACAGGGUUCUGUGCUGUUUCUUGGAGGCAAUGAAGUAAAAAGCAGAGCUGUAGUAAAGUAUUCAUCUGCUCCACCUCAAGCGGCAUUUGCCCGUCUUCAAGAGAAGACUGAUCUGAAACUUCCUCCAGCUAACUGGUUACGGGAAAGUGCCAAACUGGGAGCAGCAGGGGCUACCAUCCUUGGUAACAGCAAAAAAAGCAAGCCAUUUUCAAGCUUUGGUAUGGCGUAUGAUUUUAUUGACUCAAUUGGAAAUGAUGUGGACGUUGUAUCAGAUUCUGAGAACAUUAAAAAGCUCCUUAAGAUACCUUACAGCAAAUCACAUGUCAGCAUGGCAGUGCACCGAAUCGGGAGGACUCUUUUAUUGGAUGACCUAGAUAUUCAAGAGCUCUUCAUGAGAUCAUCACAGACUGGAGAUUGGACUUGGCUAAAAGAAUUCUACCAGAGAUUAAUAGAUCAGAAGUGGCAACGAAAAAAGAAGAGUAAAGAACACUGGUACCAGAAAGCUAUACUUUCCAAAUUUUUAUAUUACAGCAUUAAUGGUGAUGAAGCUGCUCAGCCUGUUCCUACCUCUGAAGAACAACAUCAAGAAGAAACAACUGAAGAUGAAACUGAUGAAGCGGGAAGGGUUUCUUGGCCAGCCCCUUUUGAAAUGCCUUCCUCACUUUCUGAAGAUGCAAGCACUUCUAAUCAGGGCAGUGUGCCUUUUGAACCCUCAUAUGUAGUGGGGCAUGUGGCCUCAGCCCCCAAAGAACAAAACCUAACUACUUUGUUCAAUGACGGGGAAAACAGUCAGGGUCUUAAAAAUGACUUUGUUCGUAACAUCUUGUGGACGUUUGAAGAUAUUCACAUGUUGGUUGGUUCAAAUAUGCCUAUAUUUGGGGGAGGAAGAUACCCUGCUGUGAGUCUACGUCUCAGGGAUAAUAACAAGCCAAUCAAUGUACUAACAGGCAUUGACUAUUGGUUGGACAACUUGAUAUGCAAUGUGCCAGAGCUUGUAAUGUGUUUCCAUGUCAAUGGAAUUGUUCAGAAAUACGAAAUGAUUAAAACAGAGGAUAUACCUAAUUUGGAAAACUCCAACUUUUCUACCAAAGUAAUAAAAGAUAUUGCUCAAAACAUUUUGUCUUUUUUGAAAUCUAACUGUACGAAAGAAGGACAUACAUAUUGGCUAUUUAAAGCAAGUGGAAGUGAUAUAGUAAAACUGUAUGAUCUGACCACUUUGUGUGAAGAAACAGAAGAUAAAUACCAAAAUCCUUUUACAAUGCCCGUUGCAAUUCUUCUCUAUAAAGUUGCUUGCAAUAUGAUGUUGAAGAAAAACCAAAACAGGAAACAUUAUGGUACUAUCAGAACGUUACUCCUUAAUUGUGUGAAGUUACUAGACAAAGGUAGACAUCCGCAGAUCAUUGCUUCAGCAAACUACAUGCUCUCAGAACUGUUCCAGCUAGAUGAACCAAAAAAGGAAGAAGGUGGUGAGUUUCCUUUAAAUGGUAACUCUGAUGAAAGCUACAGUGAGGAAGAGGAGGAAAUGCCAGAUAGUGAUGAAAAUGGUUCCUAUAGCACCAAUUCAGAUCCUCCUGAUGACAACAAAGCAGUUGCUGUAAUCAAAUCUGUUGGAGAAUUGUCAGUUCCUGAAAAAUAUAAAUCCACUCAUCAAAUACGUCCCAGCUGUGCAUUUCCAGUUUGUCAUGACACUGAGGAACGGUGCAGGCUAGUACUGAACUAUGUUCUUGAGGGUUUGAAAUCAGUGGACAGUAGCAUCAAAAAAGAAGGUGAUCUCCCUGCAGCAGACCCUAAUACUCCUAUUCCAUUGAAAUAUGAAGAUGAAUCAACAGGAGUUGGUCCUGAAUGUCUUGAAAAACAGAUGGCAUUGUUUUUAGACAAAAUGGGCUCAUUUCAGGAAGUUAAGAAUUCAAGUCAGUCAGGGAUGAUUCCCGGAUCCUGGCAGUACAAAAUGAAACUUCAGCUGAUUUUGAAAUCCUCAAAGGCUUACUAUGUCCUCUCUGAUGCUGCUGUGAGUCUUCAGAAAUAUGGGAGAGCAUUACGAUACAUAAAACUAGCUUUACAAUGCCAUGAUACUUAUUGCUGCCUCUGCACGAACAUGCUUUCUGAAGUACUCCUGUUUCUUUGUCAGAGUUUGACUCUUUGUGGCGAUAUCCAACUAAUGCUGGCCCAGAAUGCAAGUAAUAGAGCUGCAUAUCUUGAAGAGUAUAAUUAUCAGACAAAGGAAGAUCAGGAGAUCCUGCAUAGCCUGCAUAGAGAGUCCGGCUGCCAAGUAUUUUCCUGGGCUACGGAUUUGUCUACCGAUCUGGAAUGCCAACUUUCAAUUAGCUGCAAGUGCUAUGAAGCAGCUAAUGAAAUCCUACUUUUUAGUAAUUUAAGAGGGAUGAAUCCAGAGCAAUAUAUGCAAGUAGUGAAGAGAAUGGGCAACAUCCAAAAUGAAAUUGGAGUAUUUUACAUGAACCAAGCUGCUGCUUUACAGAGUGAAAGAGUGGAGAACAAAACAGUAUCUGCAGCAGAGCAGCAACUUUGGAGGAAGAGCUUCUCCUUUUUUGAAAAAGGAAUUCAAAAUUUUGAAUCCAUUGAUGAUGCAACCAACUCUGCUCUGCUUCUUUGCAACAUGGGAAGACUAAUGAGGAUUUGUGCUCAUGCUCAUUGCGCUGCUGGGGGAGAUUUUAAAAGAGAAUUUUCCCCUGAAGAGGCUCUUUAUUACAAUAAGGCUAUUGACUACUAUCUGAAGGCCUUAAGAUCACUGGGCAAAAGGGAAAUUCAUGCAGCUGUCUGGGAUUCUGUCAACUGGGAAUUGUCCACUACCUAUUUUACUAUGGCAACUCUGCUUCAAGAUUAUGCUCCGUUAUCCAGGAAAGCGCAAGAACAGAUAGAAAAAGAAGUUAGUGAAUCAAUGAUGAAAUCAUUGAAAUACUGUGAUGUUGAUACAGUAUCUGCACGGCAGCCCCUUUGCCAAUACCGAGCAGCAACAGUUCACCACAGACUGGCUUCCAUGUAUCACAGCUGUUUGAGAAAUCAGGUUGGCGAUGAGCACCAGCGUAAACAGCACAGAGUCCUAGUUGACCUUCAUUACAGUAAAGCCGUGAAGUUUUUCCAGCUGCUCAAGGAUGCACCAUGUGAGCUCCUUCGUGUGCAGUUGGAAAGAGUCGCCUUUGCAGAAUUUCAGAUGGCGAGUCAGAACAGCACGGUUGGAAAACUGAAGACUUUAUCUGGGGCUUUGGAUAUAAUGAUACAGACUCAGUCUGUAUUUCAGCUUAUUAGAAAAGAGCUUGCUGCUGAACAUGAGCAGAGACUUGAAGAUGACAAGAAUAAACUUGAAAGAAUGCCUGUUGAAGACUCUUCCACUUGCCUCAAUAAGGAAGAAGUAUUAAAACUCCUUGGAAUAUUUGAAUCUCGUUUGUCCUUUCUCCUCCUUCAGUCCAUUAAGCUGCUUACAUCAACCAAAAAGAAAGCUGGAGCUAACAGUGAAGAAGACGAAAAUUUGAAGACCAAUAAGUAUGUUUACUCACUUCUUUUGCGGUCUGCAACAAAGAAAAACUUGACUCUUCUUGAAAGAACAGAAACCAUUUUAAACCUUUUGCAACAUCUGACUCAGGACAAUGAAGGCCAUGCUUUGGGAGAUCAGUGAACUAACUAAAUGCUGGUACAUGUCGCAGCAAUUGAAUCAGUGCCUUGUUCAAAAUUUGAUUUGUUGUUCUAUAUGAGCUGCUUGAUUUUAUUUAUAUUGUUAUAUAUUUAUAAAAUUGUACAGCUGGAGAAAGAAAUCUUCAUCACUAUAUUUUGAAUGCUGUUCUAAGUUGCUGUAUGUUUUUUCUCUUUUUUAAAACAAAACUGUCCAAUUCCUUUCCCUGUGUUGACAUGGGUUUCAUAGGGUUCCAGAGCAGAGUGGUUUUGCUAACAUAGUCAUGUUUCAAUAAAAUUUAAUUUAGCUGGUUUUGUCAACAUUGUUGAUAAACAAAUCUUUUUCCAAAGCACAUCUGCUAGUAGUAUUAAUUAAAUCAUCAGAUUCAAUUUACAUAAACAUCUCUUGAUGCACUUACCAUAUUCCUCAAAAUGUGCCUUUCACAUUUCAAUGCAAAACAGGAUGGAUAUUACCCAUGGAAUGGAUAUUACCCAUUUUUUCUACCUUACACCUCUACCCCUGAAAUGUGAAUAAACAAUUAUGUAUUAAAGGUUGUGUUUUUUACUAAAAAUGUUUCUUGUAUGCCAGUAUUUAAUUGUUUUGUGCUAUGUUUCUUCCCUCAAAGUGCAGUUGUAUCACUGUAUUCCAGGUGGAUUUGGGAUGUUAAGCCAAAACAAGGUUUUAGAACAGCGAUUGACUAAUGCAUUUAAUCUAUGAUUUGAGUACACAUAAUUUUAGUGUACGGUGGGGUCUUUAACAUUUUGGGGCCAUUGGGAACACUUGCGAUUUUGAAUAUGGUGCCCAUUGUUGCAUUGAUAAUAGCAGAAAUCAAUGCUAAAGACAGCAUAAGAAUGUAAACAUAUGGUGAGAGUAAAGUUUGAGUUCCAAAACUCAAUUCUAUUUCUUUGAAUCACACUCUUCUCUAUUAGCUUUUACUCUACACCUCUAGCACAGGAGUUAUGCCUGAGCUGUUCUUCUCUCACUUUCAAACACACAUUCACUUUCUGGUUCGCUCUCUUAUAUGCAUAGAAAAUACCUCAUUGUUUUAUAUCCUUUUGCAAUCCAGUUACAAAUAUUCUGACCCCAUCUGUUCUUUCCUCUUCCUGUCAGAACAUUGUUUCCUGUCCACCUUAGUCAGCUGUUUUGAUGAGUGUUGAGAAGACCGCAGAGCACUAGAAUUCACCUUUUUCUCUCCAGAAGAAUGUCAAAAUAACAUCAAGCUUUUUUUCUUUCUAAGAGUGCCUCUAAAAGCCCAUGUGGCACCCAUGCCUUCUAAGGGAAAGUAACGUAACCUGGGGUGUUGGAGCUCAGCUCAAAGUAGGAAACGUGUUUUUAAAAAAUAACAUUUACAGUUUAAACCAAACAGUGUGGAAGGUGCUCAGUGGCUCUCAAAGGAAGUAUCUUGAAAGCACAGCAAGGAUAAUGUGUUGUCGAAGGCUUUCAUGGCCGGGAUCACAGGGUUGUUGUAUGUCUUUCGGGCUGUGUGGCCAUGUUCCAGAAGUAUUCUCUCCUGACGUUUCGCCCACAUCUAUGGCAGGCAUCCUCAGAGGUUGUGAGGUAUACAGCAAGGAUAACUCUAAAAGUAUGUAAUACAGGCACACAGGAUUUCUUAAGAAUAUAUAUUUUGCACCCACAGUGUGUGCAUUAGAAAACAAUGUUAAUAGCAGAUGAUGUUUGAAAAAAAUCUUGCUUAACCAAGAUGUAAAGUCUGCUCAUUCCACUGAACUGUUACUGUUUUGUGGCCUUCUGUGUGUGACCAGCAGCCCAUGCAGUCUUGCAUUUCUUUGUGCUCUUUAUGCUAAAUUAAAAUUUGUGACUUUAUGGGACGUAUAUAUACAUCAUUGGACCAAAUAGGCAUGGUAUGUUUUGAUGGAACUAAGAAUGCUUCUUAUUCUGAGCGAUGUUGACUCCUUUGACUUGAAUACUAACUUCCAUUCAAUAAGAGUUCUUUUUUCUGGUCCCUAGAAAUGAUCUUGAAGUUUUCAGAUAAAGGGAGAGUUGGUGGAACUCACUUCCUUGUGUGAAUCUAGGAGUAUUGUCAAAGGUUUUCAAGCUGGAAUCACCAGGGUGUUGUGUGGUUUCCAGGCUGUAUGGCUGUAUUGUAGCAGCAUUUGCUCCUGAUGUUUUGCCUAUAUACGUGGCUGACAUCUUCAGAGGAUCUUCCUCUAAAGAUGCUAAUCACAAAUGCAGGCAAAUUCAGAAGAAAAUGCUGUUAGAACACGGCCAUGCAGCCCGGAAACCACACAACUUCCCAAUCUAGGAGUAGCUUAGGAUCCAACACAUUUAAUACAAGCUCAACAUUUUAGGCAUGUAUGUAUGCUGAAACUCCUGGAUGGUGAAAACUCCUUUUUUCCUCAACAAAGAAAUUGUAGCUGGAUGAUUCCUGGAAUCCAACCAUCUCCCCAUGAGUUAUAGGGGUGUGACAACAUAGUAUCUGCUGUGAGGGGACAUUGUUCAAGAAAGUACCUUAAAGUGUAUGCCAUAAACAGUGUAUGCCAUCAACAGAACGCUGACUCUUGUAAGCAACUCUAACAUAGCAAUACCACUGAUGCAAAUAAACGCUUUAUUUUGUAA
This is a messenger RNA of Anolis carolinensis (green anole), 6358 nucleotides long. It is a transcript of the gene edrf1, whose product is annotated as erythroid differentiation regulatory factor 1. The transcript is spliced from 25 exons. Bases 77 to 3790 code for a protein of 1237 amino acids. Gene Ontology annotation, biological process: positive regulation of DNA-templated transcription. The record is from RefSeq and is a predicted model, not a curated record. NCBI's taxonomy places the organism in Eukaryota, Metazoa, Chordata, Lepidosauria, Squamata, Anolidae.